This is a messenger RNA of Xiphophorus hellerii (green swordtail), 5056 nucleotides long. It is a transcript of the gene klhl5, whose product is annotated as kelch-like family member 5. Gene Ontology annotation, molecular function: protein binding. The record is from RefSeq and is a predicted model, not a curated record. The transcript has 13 exons. NCBI's taxonomy places the organism in Eukaryota, Metazoa, Chordata, Actinopteri, Cyprinodontiformes, Poeciliidae. The coding region runs from base 486 to 2846 and encodes 786 amino acids.
AUCCAAGCUGCCAACUCUUCCGGUAUGGAAAUGAAUGAAAAUGGGAAUGUAAUAUGAAGGCAAGUGUUUACAGAAUUUAUUAAACAAUUCAUUCUCUAAAUGUGUUUAUCCAAUCCAUCCUUAGCUUUUGUUGGUUCAAUAUUCUACACCAAAAUUUGAUAAAUAUAUGCCUUAAAUCUAAGAUGAACUUUUGUCAGUUAUUCACUAAAACUAUCAGAGAAAGGUUGAGAUAUGGAGAGAAAAUACAUACUGACAACUUUGGAAAUGUGUAAUUGUGAGAGGGAAAUGUGGAGGAACCUCCGAGUCGAGCCCCGUCGCUCUCUCUCCUCUGUCUGCUCUUCACACUCCACUCUCAGCUCGCUCCCUUCAUUCGCGGUUAACGGGCGUGCGGUUGCCAAGAGAGACGCGCGUGAAGAGCAGCGUGCAGCUUUUACGGUAAAGCGGCACGGGAUCGUCCCCGCCAUUUCCUCGAGCUGAGCCCUGGAAUGUCGAACAGUGGCUCGGGCUCUUCCUCGCGGAAGGAGUUCGAUGUGAAACAGAUCCUCCGGAUCCGAUGGCGGUGGUUCGGUCACCCCGCGGUUCCUCCGCCUCCCUCCCCGCCACUCGGAGACUACUUCAGCGCGAGGAGAACCGGAGGCAGCGCAGCGGACGGUCCCUCUAUUAGCGGCUGCAGCAACUUAAAUUCAUCUGGCGUUAACCCGAGCGUGGGCUGUCACAGCGGGCUGGUGGUCAGUGGGAGCGCCGGGUCUAACCUGUGUAACGGCAGCGGUAGAAAGUUUGCUGAUCCAGCGGGGAGUCGGGGAGGUCCGGCUGGAGCUUCUGGAGCCACGGGGAACUCCUGUACCCGCUCCCUCAGCCAGCCAGAGUGCAGAAGCUCCGCCGCGGCGCUCUCCUGGAUUUCCCCACCGCCUCGUCGCCGCGCUCGUCCGGUGACAAACAUGGAGCCCCCCGGCGAGGCCCCGUUGCCCCAGCUGGUAGUUGAGGCUUCGGCUCCUGCGGGGGUUGAGAAUGAGGUGGAGCCGGCGGCGGCUUCGGCGGGAGCGGCGGGGACCGAGGAGAACAACCACCCGGAAACUGACUCCAGCUCCUGCAGGACGUCUAACAGCAGCGCAACCCUCUCGUCAUGCGUGUCCAUGGAGCCAUGCACCUGUCCGGAGGAGUCCAUGUUUACCGCUUUAUCUCAUGCUGAUGUCACCUUCCGCAAGAUGGAGGGUUACCUGAGGACGAGGCAGCUGUGUGAUGUCAUUCUGGUGGCUGGAGACCGACGGAUACCUGCACACAGACUGGUUCUCUCAUCUGUGUCUGACUACUUUGCGGCCAUGUUCACCAGCGAUGUGCGAGAGGCCAAGCAGGACGAAGUGAAGAUGGAAGGGGUGGACCCUGAGGCAUUGUGGGUCCUGGUUCAAUACGCAUACACAGGUCGUCUCGAGCUGAAGGAGGACACCAUCGAGUCUUUGCUGUCGGCCUCCUGCCUGCUGCAGUUGUCAUCUGUGGUCCAAGCUUGCUGCUCCUUCCUUGUCAAGCAACUCCACCCCUCUAAUUGUCUCGGCAUCCGUUCCUACGCCGACGCCCAGGGCUGCCAUGACCUGCAGAGAGCCGCUCACGCCUACACCAUGGAGCACUUUCUGGAGGUUGUUGGAGCCCAGGAGUUUCUUGUCCUUCCAGUGGAAGAGAUGGAAAGGCUGCUGACCUCUGACGACAUCAACGUGCCAGAUGAGGAAACCGUGGUGACCUCUUUGCUGAGUUGGGUCAGUCAUGAUCCUGCCACUCGGCAGCGCCAUCUACCAUCACUUCUGGCUCACGUCAGACUGCCGCUGCUGCAGCCACAGUUCUUGGCUGACCUGGAGUCCAACCCUCUCCUCCGUGACAGCGUGGAGUGUCAGCGUCUCCUGAUGGAGGGGAUGAAGUAUCACCUGCUGCCGCAGCGCCGGCCCCUGCUGCAGAGUCCUCGCACGCGGCCCCGGAAGGCCACGGUCGGGGCCAUGUUUGCUGUGGGUGGUAUGGACGCCUCAAAAGGUGCCACAAGUAUCGAGCAGUACUGUCUGCGUCGGGACACGUGGAGACAGGUCGCCACCAUGAGCGGACGGAGACUGCAGUUCGGUGUCGCUGUCCUCGACGGCCGUCUCUACGUGGUCGGAGGCCGAGACGGACUCAAGACCCUUAACACCGUGGAGUGCUACAAUCCACAUAGCAAAACCUGGAGCGUCUUGCCUCCCAUGUCCACACACAGACACGGCCUAGGUGUGGCUGUUCUAGAGGGACCCAUGUACGCAGUGGGAGGCCAUGACGGCUGGAGCUACCUCAGUACAGUGGAAAGGUGGGACCCUCAAGCUCGCCAGUGGAGUUUUGUUGCUAGCAUGGCUACACCCAGAAGCACAGUGGGAGUGGCUGUUCUCAAUGGAAAGCUGUAUGCUGUUGGAGGUCGUGACGGCUCAUCCUGCCUGCGAUCAGUGGAGUGCUUCGACCCUCACACAAACAGGUGGACUAGCUGUGCUCCAAUGGCUAAAAGGCGUGGAGGUGUGGGAGUGGCCACGUGGCAUGGUUUCCUGUACGCCAUCGGAGGUCACGAUGCCCCGGCCUCGUCCUUGGCGUCUCGCUUAAGUGACUGUGUGGAGAGAUAUGACCCUCAGACUGAUGUUUGGACCACGGUGGCCCCCAUGAGCAUCAGCAGGGAUGCUGUUGGUGUUUGUCUCCUCGGCGACCGUCUUUAUGCUGUGGGGGGUUAUGACGGCCAGGUGUACCUCAAUACUGUCGAAGCCUAUGACCCUCAGACUAAUGAGUGGACCCAGGUUGCCUCUCUGUGCCUGGGCAGGGCAGGUGCCUGUGUGGUGGCCGUCCGACUGUGACAACAGAAACACAAGAUGACAGACUAUCUGCACACAAUGUGGCUGAGAGGCUGAACUCACUGGAUCUACUGACGCUGAAGAGACUCUGAGUGCAGCAGCUCCCUUCAGUGAGAAGAGACGGUGGUUUCUGAUCUCUCUUCAGGUUUUACUCAGUUUCAUCGUAAAGCUCACCAAUCAGUCCAUUCUUGGAGAUAGAUUAGGGCAGGUCGGUUUCAGACAAAUUAUAACUUUCUGAAUGAUGCAGAGCAAGUGUCUCGUGGAUUAAUCCCCCCCCCCCCCACACUCUUCACGUGUUAGAUAUAAAUCUGCACAGCUGCUCUCUGCUUUUGUUUCUGCUUACAAAGACAGCGGGACCGUCAGGGCUGCCUCUCAGCUUUCCCUACAAAAUCUGAUCGUAUGCACUGGUGCUAUUUUUAAUAAGCAACCUGUUCUUUUUAUGCUGCGGUUGGCAAAUAUACUGCUGCUCUGGUUUGCCCCGCUGACAGAUGAAAGCGAGAGUUUGACGUAAUCAGCACAACCUCAUAAACAGCUAUUCUGUUAGAGACUGUGAGCCACUUCAUUAGUUUCAUUUGGAAUCCACUGAGUGAAAUCGGAUGUUUCUUAAUGUUUGGCACGUUGCAUCAGCUCUGAUUUUCAUGCUUUUAGUGGAUUUUCUUUUAGCAAGUUGCCUGAGAAAGCUUCCAUGUUCUUACUUUUUCAUUUAUUUUUACCAUCAUGUUUUAGUUUUUAUGCUGAUUGAGCAGUGUUAACAGCCCAGCCUUUAUCCCUGCUGGGAAAAUUGGUUUUUAACUUCCCCCAUAGCACAAGACCAGCUAUUUACAGCCUCAGUUCUUAAACAAGGUCCAUCGAGCUCUUCAUUUUACAAGCCAAGAUAUUUUUUUGUUUGUUUUGUUUUUUUGUUAUCAGCAGUCUGUGUGUGUCUGCUGGUGUGGUAUGUGUACAGUUUGCAGUGAGUGUUUUUUUAUUUAUUUUUAUCUUAAAUGAGAAUCUUUUCCCCUAUCCUCGUCUCUCGUUCCACAUCCUCAAUUCCCUGCAGUUCACUGCUGCACAGACACACAGAGAUGCUUGCACCAUUUUGCUUCGCACCAAUCCCAUUUACCCAGGCAGGAGGAAACAGCAGAAAUCGUAAUGAGGCCAAAAAUUUAAUAACGUUGACUUCUUCUUUUUUUUAAUUUAUUUAUUUUUUUUAUUUCAUGCUGCGUUCAAAGAAUUAUUAGCUGCAGUUCUGCUCCAGAUAAAGCAUCGCACAUCACUUGUAAAACAAACCCGUAUAGCACAAACGUGUGCCAUGACUACUUCAUGGCAUGCAUGUAAUUGGAUGUUUUGUUUUGUCUCAUGUCUGGUAUAAAGGUGGGGAAUUGACAGUCAGAGUUAGCGUAGACAUCCUGCCUGCACUCAGAUCUGGAGCUAAUGCACCACGGAGAAUGCACUUCACACUCAUACAUCUCAAUAUGAACAAACACACGCCUGCAGCUGUAAGCAGAGCGCCCCAGGAGCCACUGAAGACUGGAAGGCCGCCCAAAUUUGCCAGCAUGACAUCUGAAAAGGCUGACAUGGGCAGACUGCCAUGAUGUUGAUACAAGGCUGAUAAAACACUGCUGCAUUAUUCCAUGUGUUCCCCCCUUCAAAACCUGCCUGCUGUCUAUUCAGAGUAGCUCUCUCUACAUCUCAGCAGAAGAAGUUUGUCAUCUCCGCUGAGUGAAUUCAGAAUGAGGCCAGCCAUGAAAACGCAUACAUUCCAAAUCAAGCUGUAAAUACAAAUGUAUACUGUGUACAUAAAUAAAUAUAAAAUGGUGUUACUGCAUUAUGUUGUGUUUACAGUGCUUUGCAAAAGUAUUCAUAAACCCUGAAUGUCAUUUUGUCACAUUAAAGCCACAAAUUACAUGCAUUUUAUUGAGAUUUUAAUAGAAAGGACAAAUUAAUGUACAGCUGGGAAGUAAAAGGAGGAACAGGUGGAUGUUCCAAACAAUUUUCUUUUGUCCAUGUGACAAUGUCAAAAUAUUUAAGGCAUGUGAAUACAUUUGCAAGGAACUGUAUAUCAAACUAAAUAUACCAUGUGUUGUUUCUUAUUGUAAAAUGAAAUCAGAAUGAACGUAUGAAAGCGUUGGUUUGCAUCUGCUCGUCUCGAGUGUCGCGCCUUGUUGUGGAUGUGAAGUAAACGAGCUGCUGUUCGAUGGUUUUAUACAAUAAAGUCAACCGGUGAUUGAAAA